Messenger RNA from Pteronotus mesoamericanus, 1239 nucleotides. RefSeq names its product septin 14 (gene SEPTIN14). Gene Ontology annotation, cellular component: microtubule cytoskeleton; septin complex; septin ring. The coding region runs from base 25 to 1239 and encodes 404 amino acids. NCBI's taxonomy places the organism in Eukaryota, Metazoa, Chordata, Mammalia, Chiroptera, Mormoopidae. The record is from RefSeq and is a predicted model, not a curated record. Gene Ontology annotation, molecular function: molecular adaptor activity; GTP binding; GTPase activity. The transcript has 8 exons. Gene Ontology annotation, biological process: intracellular protein localization; cytoskeleton-dependent cytokinesis.
GAAAAUAAUGUCCGUUGUUUAUCUAUGCUUGGUCAUUUUGGUUUUGAAUGUUUGCCUCAUCAGUUGGUGAACAGAGCUAUUCAAAAAGGAUUUUCUUUUAAUAUUCUCUGUGUGGGGGAAACUGGACUUGGAAAAUCAACACUGAUUGACACAUUGUUUAACACUAAUUUGAAAGAAAAAAAAUCUUCACAUUUUAACUCAAAUGUUGAACUUAAAAUUCAGACAUAUGAACUCCAGGAAAGCAAUGUGCAGUUGAAAUUAACUGUUGUGAAAACAGUGGGAUAUGGUGAUCAAAUGAACAGAGAAGGCAGCUACCAACCAAUAGUUAGCUACUUAGAUGCUCAAUUUGAGGCCUAUUUUCAAGAAGAAUUGAAAAUACAACGUUCCUUUGUUGACUACCAUGAUUCCCGUAUCCACGUGUGCCUUUACUUCAUUUCACCUACAGGACAUUCUCUGAAGGCCCUUGAUCUAUUAACCUUGAAGAGCAUCGACAAUAAGGUGAAUGUUAUACCACUGAUUGCCAAAGCUGAUGCAAUUUCUAAGAAUGAUUUACAGAAAUUUAAGUGUACGAUAAUGAAUGAAUUGAUUAAUAAUGGCAUCCAGAUAUAUCAGUUCCCAACCGAUGACGAAAGUACUGCUCAAAUGAAUUCCUCAAUGAAUAAACAGCUACCUUUUGCUGUAGUUGGGUGUAUGGAUGAGGUGAAAGUUGGAAAAAGGAUGGUCAGAGGCCGUCAGUACCCUUGGGGAGUUUUACAAGUGGAUAAUGAAAAUCACUGUGACUUUGUUAAGCUCCGGGAUAUGCUUCUUUGCACGAAUACGGAAGACCUAAAAGAACAAACCCAUACCCAGCACUAUGAACGUUAUAGGUGCUUCAAACUGCAGAAAAUCGGCUUUACUGAUGUGGGUCCAGACAACCAGCCAGUUAGUUUUCAAGAGAUCUAUGAAGCUAAAAGACAGGAGUUCUAUGAUCAAUGCCAGAGGGAAGAAGAAGAGUUGAAAAAGAAGUUUAUGCAGCGAGUAAAGGAGAAAGAAGCAACAUUUAAAGAAACUGAAAAAGAACUACAGGACAGGUUUGAGCACCUUAAAAGAAUCCAGCAUGAGGAGACAAUAAGACUUGAGGAGGAGAAACGACAGUUGGAAGAAGAAAUAAUGAACUUUUAUAAAAUGAAGGCUGGCUCUGAAACAUUGCAGACUCAUGGUUGCACCAAUGUAAAAAAGGACAAAGAUCGUAAGAAAUAG